This is a messenger RNA of Cooperia oncophora, 462 nucleotides long. The record is from the annotation of a GenBank genome assembly. Lineage: Eukaryota; Metazoa; Nematoda; Chromadorea; Rhabditida; Trichostrongylidae.
AUGUACCACCCGUAUUUGGGGUCAUUUCGGGAAAGAAAAAUGUACACCACGCUGGCACCAAGUCUCUGUAUCCCCUCGAGGAAUAGGCGAUGCUCUUACGAGCUUGUUCCACACAAGGCUUAUUCGCCGAAACAAGGGGAAUGGCUGGUAGAGCGUGAUAGGAAUCAUCGAGUGAUGCUCCCUCGCACUACGAUGCAGCCUCGCAACCGAUUUGAGAUGCCACAGGAACCGAAUUUGAGACGUUGCUAUACCUUGCCGACAAGCACCACUAGAUUUGAGAACUGGUUUCGGUACUGGCGUGGACGUACUUCUGGUCUUGAUUACAUGGCUCCAUUCCUUCAACCAGAUGACUGGAGACCUGCUGAGGAUCGACGCUACCAUCGCAUCUACUGGGCGCCAGAGUUCCUCUCAAUCACACCAUCAUGCCGACACGCCGCUAGUUUCAUGCUGACCGCUUACUAA